AUGGAGACAUCACAGAGGCCCAUGCUUCUUUUUUUAGGGAUAUACAUUUUCUCAUUGCAAUGGAUACUGACCCAUCAGCAAGUCAAUGUGGCCUUAGGAGGAAAAGCAACACAAUCUUCUUUAUACACUAACAAUUACUAUGCUUACUUUGCUACCGAUGGCAACAGAGAAUCUGACAUGCUUUACUUCUCAUGUACACACACAACUGUUGAGAAUAACCCAUGGUGGAGAGUGGAUUUGUUGGCAGUGCACGAUAUUAGCACUGUAAUCAUCACUAACAGAGGCGACUGCUGUCCAGAACGGAUAGAUGGUGCUGAGAUUCACAUUGGCAACUCCUUAGUCAACAAUGGCAACAAUAACCCCAGAUGUGUCGUUAUCUCUAGCAUCCCUGCUGGUGCCUCUGCAAAGUACAUGUGCAAUAUGAGAGGUCGUUAUGUGAACAUCAUCAUUCCCAAUGUUAACCAGGUUCUCACUCUCUGUGAAGUGGAAGUGUAUGGGGUUCCAGUGCCUGUUACUAAGACGGCAUUUCUGAGAUUAAAGUUUAACAGCAGUGAAGAUCUCGUCAACCCUACCAUGAGGGACAAAGUUCUUCAGAAGAUGAAAUCUGCCAGUGUCCAGUCAUCAGUAUUUCAGCUCCGUUGGACAAAGGAACCAGAACUGGAAACUGAAACUUAA
Messenger RNA from Pangasianodon hypophthalmus (striped catfish), 675 nucleotides. RefSeq names its product fucolectin-like. The transcript is spliced from 6 exons. The record is from RefSeq and is a predicted model, not a curated record. The coding region runs from base 1 to 675 and encodes 224 amino acids. NCBI's taxonomy places the organism in Eukaryota, Metazoa, Chordata, Actinopteri, Siluriformes, Pangasiidae.